AUGGUGUUGCAGGUGUUUGCAGUUGUGUUCGGAUCUUUGCUUGUUGCAGGUGAGUUGAGCUUACAUUGUAAACAGCACUUUCAAGAAGUUCCUAAAGACACAAAUGUGAUUCGUGGGCAGACUGCAGUGCUUAGGUGCGUCAUUGGAGACAGAAAGGGAGCCGUACAAUGGACCAAGGAUGGAUUCUCAUUGGGCUUUAACAGAACAAUCCCAGGCUACGACAGGUACUCAGUAACUUCCAGCCAUGAAAAUGAGUUCAGCCUGAUGAUUGUCAAUGCUCACCUGGAGGAUGAUGCAGUCUAUGAGUGUCAGGUUUUGCCUCGAGGAGGUGAUGAUAAACUGCAGGCCAGGGCAUCACUCACAGUUUUAGUGCCUUGUGAACCUCCAGUGAUAUUAGGCUACAGCAAUGGUUCCACGGUGGAGGUUCCUUUCACUCAGCAGUCGCUGGAACUCGUCUGUGAAGCUCGUAAGGGUCGUCCAGCAGCUACCAUAGACUGGUACCGCAAUGGAGUUAAGAUCAUGGAUGGGGUUCGAUAUGGAGUGGAAUCCAUCGCUGAUGACAAGAGAGAGACAGCUCGCAGCACAAUCUCCAUCUCAUUGUCCAACAGCAAGGUGGAGAACGGGGCUGUUUACCGGUGUCAGGCUCGCAACAGUGCAGUGUUUGGACCACCACUGACCACCUCCGUAACACUGAGUAUUUUACUUCCCCCAGGGCCACCAGAGCUCUCUGGAUAUGACGACAAAGUCGUCAACAUCAAUGAAACAAUGGUUUUAAGGUGCUCUUCUAAGGGAGGCAAUCCUGUUGGCACUGUCACCUGGUACCGCAACAACGAACCAGUGGACUGGAGUUUCACCAGUGGAGGCAAUCGGGCCAUCAAUGAGUACAUAUUUCAGGUCACCUCCUCUGACAACCUGGCCGUCUACAAGUGCCAGGUGACUAACUUGGUAGCCACUGAGCCCUUGACAGCGGAAUACAAAUUGAAAGUGAACUUCCCCCCAGCAUUUGUGAAGAUAUCAGGAGCAGAUGAACCAGUCCAGGCUGGAAAAACUGUGCCUUUGACCUGUGUUUCAUCCAACUCCAACCCUAGGGCUACAAUAACCUGGUUUGCUAAAAAUAGGCAGUUGCCAAAGAGUGAAGUCAUAGAGACAUUCAGCACAUCUCCAGAAGGGGGCUACAUCACCAGGUCAGAGGUGAGGGUCACGGUCAGUCACCAGGACCACAAUAGUGUAUUCACUUGCCAGGCAAACAACCCUGAGUUUGGCCAGACGGUUGCUGACACGCUGACCCUGAGUGUGUUGUAUCCGCCCAAUCAGCCGGAGAUCAGUGGCUACAGGGACUCCAUGAGGGCCGGAGACCUGGAAAGAAUGACCUGCUUGUCUGUGGGUGGUAACCCUCUUGCUGACCUAAAGUGGUAUAAAGGUGACACACUUAUUCGGGAGGCAGUUUACAAGUCUAUUGGAAAUGUGGCUCACUCAGAGAUCGCAAUAAUGGUGAAGGCUGAUGACAACGGAGCCACAUACAAGUGUAAGGCUAGCAACAAGGCCACUGUCAUCCCACUGGAGACCAGCGUGAAGCUCAACAUUCAUUUUCCCCCCUCACAGGUCACCAUCACUAUUAGCCCCUCCCAGCCCAAAGUCGGCCAGCAGACAGAUCUGACCUGCGUCUCCUCAUCAAGCAACCCGCCUGCAGAAAUCAUGUGGGUCAGGAAUGGGCGGCAUGUAUCAGGCACCGAUCUGGGUACCAGCGAAGCUGAAAAUGGUGGUAAGAACACGACAAACCGCUUGCGGAUUUCCCCAACUUCCAAGGACCACAAUGCUGUUUAUGGUUGCCGAGCAACUAAUCGGCUGCUAGAUCAAAGUGUCAAUGAUGCAGUGACUUUGGACGUCUUGUUUAAACCAGAGUUUGAUAAGGACACAAUACCAGAUAAAGUUGACGCAAAGAAUGGCGAGAGCACCAGUUUGAACCUCACCGCAUAUGCUAAUCCACCUGAUGUAGUGUAUACGUUAUACAAGGAUGGGGUUCCGUAUAAUCUUCCACCACGCUACACCCUGAGCAGUGGGAUCCUUAACAUUACAACUGUGAGAAAAGAGGACAAGGGGGAGUAUAUGAUCAAGGGAAGCAACAAUCAAGGAUUUGCUACUUUCAAUUUUACUCUCAAUGUGAAAUAUGCGGCAGAAAUCAUCAACUUCACCAACAGGCUGGCUCUGAAUGAAGGGGACACAGCAGUUUUAUUUUGUAAAGUGGAUGCCAACCCCUUGACCUCUAACAUUAUCACCUGGUCCAGGGAAGAGUUUGAGAUGAACCGCACCAAGGCCCGGACAGAGGGUGACACAUCUUAUCUGACCAUUGCCAACCUGACCAGGGAGGAUAGUGGCACAUUCAAGUGUACUGCAGACAACAGGGUGGGGUCUCCUGACACUAAAAGUGCCAAACUGGUGGUUCGAUUUUCACCAACAAUUGACAAGUCUCCAGAGUUCAGCCGUUCUGCUGGUGAGAAGGGCAGUACCGUUAGCCUUAUAUGCAAAUACCAAGGUGCCCCUGAGGUCACUGUCACAUGGAGCAGAAACAGUAUCCCCAUCCGGUCAAACAACAAAUACAAAGUGACAAGUGAAAAAUCUGGCCAAGUGAAAUCUGAAAGCUCCCUGAGAAUACGGGACUUGGAGGCUGACGAUUAUGGAACUUAUACGUGCACUGCCUCAAACAGCAAGGGCAGCGACUCUCACAGCAUUACUUUGACAGGAACUAGUAAGCCUUACACGCCCUACAACAUUGAGUUUGUGAAUGCCACCUCAAACAGCAUCACCUUGACUUGGAAACCAGGCUUUGAUGGGGGCCUGAGUCAGUCCUUCAGGGUCAGGUACAAACCUGUGGAUGCUGUAGGGUACAUUUACGUAGAUGUACGGCCAUACGGAGCAACAACGUACAAGAUUAAAGGUUUGGAGCUGGCCACAGAAUAUGAAAUUACUGUUCUAGCUUUUAAUGACCGGGGAGAAAGUCCUUACCAACCUAAAGGAAUUGUUGCCAAAACUUCAGCAGUGCAGUCACCAGCUGACAUAUCCACAUCAGAACUCCAGGGCACAGACGAGAUACCUGUCAUUAUUAUACUGGUGGUGUGUAUUGUGGGCGUUUUUAUACUGACACUCAAUGUGGGUCUUAUCCUCUUCUUCAUUAGACGACGAAAGAAAAGACUUGAAGGAGCACACGAUCUGGCAAACCACACAAACACAUUUGAACUCUACGGCAGCACAAAUAAAGGGGAUCACACUCUGUACCCACCACCUUCAGAUGACACCCGCAGUUAUGGAACUUGUGACAAGAGCAUGGAUGACUUCUCCGAUGAGUACAUUCGAGACUACGAUUAUGACAGCCACAUAUUUUUGCCUCCACAGUCAGACUACCCGGUUCCCAGACCGUACAGCCCUCACAAAAUAGACUCUCCCAGACUUGGUGGUAGUCAUAAGAUGACCUACAUUCUGGAUGAUCAUCCGGUCAGUCACUACUCUUGGAAGGAAGAUCCAUACAGAGUAGCAAACCCCCGACAUAAAAGAGGCAACUAUGAGAAUGAAGAACCAAAUGGAGACAUCUAUGAAAUCAAACCCAGAGGAAAGGACCUAAAUGAACUGUCUGACCUCUCACCAAGCCGUCCUUCCAGCAGAGCAGGUAAAACCCCUCCACCCCCUCCCACUCGCUCCACAAGCCGUGGUGGGUUCGGUGCUGGGGAGAUGAUACCUCCACUGCCUGCUCGGAACUAUGAACCUCAGGAAAUCUUAUCACAACCACGAUAUGGCCCUACACCAGGAUCAACAUCCUUGCUGUCACCAAACAUAGUCACCAACCCUAGCUACAGCGGCCCGGUCUACACCAGCAAUACCAGCAUUAGUCACAGAGUCAUAUCACCCCACGCCCACCAGCCGUCCCCUCACAACACUGUCCCCAUCGGUGCUGAACACAGAGGACACCUAGUCUAA
Molecule: messenger RNA, 3969 nt
Organism: Candidula unifasciata
Lineage: Eukaryota; Metazoa; Mollusca; Gastropoda; Stylommatophora; Geomitridae
Source: the annotation of a GenBank genome assembly